Molecule: messenger RNA, 2338 nt
Organism: Papaver somniferum (opium poppy)
Lineage: Eukaryota; Viridiplantae; Streptophyta; Magnoliopsida; Ranunculales; Papaveraceae
Product: DEAD-box ATP-dependent RNA helicase 53, mitochondrial-like
Exons: 8
Coding region: 97-1905 (602 amino acids)
Molecular function (GO): nucleic acid binding; ATP binding
Source: RefSeq, a predicted model, not a curated record
UUGACAUAAAAUAUCUAAAAAAAGUGCCUCUUUUUCUUCUCCAAGGUUUAACAAAAACCAGCCUCUUUUGAUUUCUCCAAAUCUAGGGUUCCAAAAAUGAAUCACCUUCUAAGGAAAUCAUGUACAUCAAUAGCUUCAUCUUCGAUUGCAUCAAAGCAGACACUCACUGCUUUGAUGCUUUCAAUUGAAUCGUUUCAUACAGUUCCAUCUCCAUCACAAUCCAGUAUUAGUACUGGCGAAAGGAGAGAUUUCUGUAAGGUUUCUGAGAGAUAUGGACGAAAUGGGUUUCUUGGGGUUCGUCAAUUUCAUUUUUCAACUAAUCCAUUAGAAAUUAGGGCAUCGUCUUUUUUAGGUAAAGCUGAGUUUGCUAGUUUUAGUGAUGAUUCAUCUGAUGAAGACAAGGUCUCUGUGGGUAUUGGUGGUAAGAAAGAUGAAGGUCUUGAGAUUUCUAAGCUUGGGAUUGAAGAGGAGAUUACUACAGCUUUGGCUAAGAGAGGAAUCACCAAACUUUUCCCUAUUCAGAGAGCCGUACUGGAGCCGGCCAUGGCGGGGCGCGAUAUGAUAGGUAGAGCAAGAACUGGUACAGGGAAGACACUUGCAUUUGGGAUUCCAAUUAUGGAUAAAAUCUUAAAGUUCAAUGCCAAACAUGGGAAAGGAAGAAAUCCAUUGGCUUUGGUUUUGGCUCCAACUAGAGAACUUGCAAGACAAGUUGAGAAGGAAUUCCAUGAAUCUGCAAAGGACCUGGAUACAUUAUGUGUUUAUGGUGGUGUGCCCGUACAACAGCAGACGCGUACGCUUAAUUAUGGAGUUGAUGUCGUUGUUGGUACUCCUGGUCGUAUCAUUGACCUCUGUAACAGAGGUUCAUUAAACUUGUCCGAAGUUCAGUUUAUUGUUCUUGAUGAGGCUGAUCAGAUGCUUGCUGUGGGCUUCGACGAAGAUGUUGAAACGAUAUUACAGAAGCUACCUAAGAAGCGUCAGAGUAUGAUGUUCUCAGCUACAAUGCCACCAUGGAUAAGAAAGCUGACCCAGAAGUACCUUAAAGAUCCAUUAACUGUUGAUCUUGUGGGAGAUUCAGAUCAGAAACUGGCUGAGGGUAUUUCGCUAUACUCAAUUGCAGCAGACACGUACGGAAAGGCAUCAAUUAUUGCACCUCUAAUAACAGAACAUGCAAAAGGUGGAAAGACUAUUGUCUUCACCCAAACAAAACGUGAUGCUGAUCGACUAGCUUACUCUAUGGGACGAACCUUAAAGUGUGAGGCAUUGCAUGGAGAUAUCUCACAAAAUCAGAGGGAAAGGACCCUUGCGGGUUUUCGAGAUGGGUCAUUCAAUGUCUUAGUUGCUACUGAUGUUGCUGCUCGUGGACUUGAUGUUCCUAACGUCGAUCUUGUUAUACAUUACGAGCUUCCUAGCACUUCGGAGAUCUUUGUUCAUAGGUCUGGCAGAACAGGACGUGCUGGAAAGAAAGGUAGUGCAAUUCUAAUCCACUCAGAUCAGCAGACCAGAGCUGUGAGGGGUAUUGAGAGAGAUGUGGGAGGCAAGUUUAAAGAGCUCCCUAAAAUUGCUGCUACUGGCGGAAGUGACGACAUGUUUGGAGGCAUGGGUGGUGCUCGAUUUGGAUCACGAGGAGGUGGCUUUGGAUCAGGAGGUGGUGGAUCACGAGGAGGUGGUUUUGGGUCAGGAGGUGAUUAUGGUGGUAGAUCAUCUGGUCGUUCAGGCGGAGACAGAUACGACGAUUCUAGUUCUGGACGUUUUGGUUCUUUUGGGGGAUCCGGUUCAGGUAGAUCAUCUGGAGGCAGUUAUGGCGGCAGUGGUCGAGGUGGCUCUGGUGGUGGAGGUCGUUCAUCAGGUGGUUUUGGUGGUGGUGGUCGUUCAUCAGGUGGUUUUGGUCGAUCUGAUGAUUAUUGAUUCCUUUUUGACUUAUCUAAAGAAUGGUAGUGGAGUGGGUGAUGCGGCGCAUUAUAUUGAUUGGUGGAGCAAGAGAGGUUCAGAGAAGACUGGUAGUUGGAACACUUAAGGAAGUAUGAAGUUGAUCUUUUUGAAGUAUUCUGUAUAUAGAUUAGAAGCAUGGCGAACACGAUAAAUUCCGAGGUAAAAAAUACACAUUUAUUGCAAUCGAAGACCUGGUGUAGUGCUGCGCUGUCAGAAAAUUUUAAUCAAAGAAGCCAUGCUGUGUCGAAAUUACCUGUGUCAACUUGAUUCCUUUAUUUGUUCCGAAUGUUAAUUAUCAUUUACAUUAUUUAUGACUACUAUUUGUUGCUAAAUAGAACAGUUUUGUUACACUUAAUCAAACCAUAAUAUUAAAUUAGAGAAGUGCCUGUAAAAUUAUGUUGUUCUGACA